Leishmania major strain Friedlin is the source of this 2628-nucleotide messenger RNA. RefSeq lists its product as hypothetical. Gene Ontology annotation, cellular component: plasma membrane. Gene Ontology annotation, molecular function: protein binding. The record is from RefSeq and is a predicted model, not a curated record. The transcript has a single exon. Lineage: Eukaryota; Euglenozoa; Kinetoplastea; Trypanosomatida; Trypanosomatidae. Bases 1 to 2628 code for a protein of 875 amino acids.
AUGUCGACUCGCAACGGCCGACGUGGCAUGGGCCCAUUCGGCGCCAACAAGCCGAGCGGCGUGCGGAUGAACCGCAAGAACCUCCGCAGCGUGCGUGAGAUGACCCUGGACCACUACGAUGCCGAGUACAUGUAUCUGCGCGAAAACGAGCUUAUAAGCUUUGACUGUGACGUGAAGAUGGAGCAGCUUCUCGUACUUGAUCUGUCCAUCAACGAGAUCACCGGCGCGGUCGACUUCCUGAAGCGCACGCCCCAUCUUCACCACCUCUACAUGACCGGAAACAAGAUCGACACCCUCGCCGGGAUUUCCAACUUUGCCGCCAUCGAGACGCUCUGCCUCAGCGACAACGCUAUCAGCUCGUUUGCAGGUCUUGAGAACUUGCCGAACCUGCGCGUGCUCUCGCUGAACUUCAACAACAUCACGAGCUUCGAAAGUUACCCGACCUUGCCUAACCUGCACACACUUAACCUGGUGGGCAACCCCAUCACGGAUGCCCCCAACUACCGUUCGAUGGCUAUCGCGGUCAACGGGCUGAACCUCAUCUCCGUGGACGGAAACCCGGUGCAGGUCGAGGAGCGCGCUGAGGCGGAUAAGUACAAGGGCAAGGUCGUCCACUGCGUGCGCGAGGGCUUCACGGUUGAGGGCGAGAACCCGGAGAAGGCCGCUGGUGCCUUCAUGGUUAAGAUGCAGCGCAACCGUCAGGACGCCAAGUACCUGCAGCUGUGCUCCAUCAACCUCGCUCCUGUUUCGGAGGAGGUCGGCGACAUCAUGGAGGGCAGCCCAGUGGCGCUGUCGCUGUGCAUGCAGGAUGUGCGUCCGUACGCGCAGCGCACCACGGAAGUUUUCCAGUCCAGCUACCUGUACCCUGUCAUCUUCAAGGUGUCCGGCGAGGCCUCGGAGGUGUUCGUGGUGGGGUCCAUGAACAACUGGACGGAGCCGAUAAGCCUCGAGCGGUGCGUUGAAGGCGACGAGGUGUACUUCCACACAACCCUGUACCUCCCCGCGGGCGACUACGAAUACCGCUACAUCGUGGACGGUGUGGAGAAGGUGUCUGAAGCAAACAGCAUGCCCUCCAAGUACAAGCAGGGCUUCUGCAACAUCUACAAGGUGGCGGAGCUGGAGCCGCAGGAGGAGGAUCAGGACACAAUCCUCUACAUCCGUUGGAUGCGCAGCUCCCCGAGCGGCUCGUAUGAGGUGAUUGAGGACGAACACACCCUCACUUACACACCGACGGCGGCGGACAUCAAUUGCUGCCUGCGCGUUGAGGUGCUGGCCUACGUGAACGGUGAAUUCUCCUUCCUCUACUUUGACAUCUCGACGCCGACGAAGCCGGCCCCGCCACAGUGCCCACGUCUCGAGGUAACCGGGGUGGCGGUGGAGGGUGGUCUGCUGACGGCAGAGGCAGAUUACUUCGGCGGCAUCGAGGGCAACUCGUCUCUCGUGUGGUACCGCAUCUCGCCAAGCGGCGAUGAGGUGGCUGUGGACGUCAUGGACCCGUGGGCGGGCUACGAGUUGACUCGCCACGAUAUCGGGUGCCGCAUCCGUGCCGAGUUUACACCUGUCCGCAACGACUGGGCUGCCGGCGAGCCCAAGUCCGUGACGACGAACCCUGUGAUCGCCUGCUCCCCGGAGUGCCGCACCAUCAAGAUCAUCGGCAAUCUGGCCCAGGGCAGCCAGCUGGAUGUGGAUGUCGAGUACAAAGGCGGUGAGGAGGGCAAGAGCUUCUACCAGUGGCUGCGCAAGGCGAACAGCAAGAGCGAUUACACACCCAUCUCUGGGGCCAACGGCACCAAGUACGUAGUGAAACCGGAGGACGUGGGCCAGUACCUGGCCGUAGAGUACACUCCGGUCAAUGCGGAGGGCGUCGUCGGUGAGACAUGCCGCUGCGUCUUGAACAACCCGAUCGACGCUGCCGUGCCCAGCGUGAGCCACCUCACCAUUGUUGGUGAGCUCAUGGAGCAGCACACUCUGACCCUCAAAUAUGACUACACAGGCGGCCAGAGCGGCACGCACAUGAUCCAAUGGUACCGCCGUGACAAGAAGCGAAGCCACAUGACAAAGAUCGGGUCGCCGAACAGCAACUUUGUGACUCUGACCAACAAGGAUGUGGGGUGCUCGAUCGAGGUCUCGCUCACGCCGGUGCGCCGCGAUGGCGUAACUGGUAAGGUUGUGACGGCAAAGCGUGCCGGUACCGUGGAGCCGUGCGCGCCGGAGGUGAAGCUGCUCAACAUUGUGGGGGAUCCGGUCGUGGGCAAGGAACUCCAGCUUCAGGUGGAGUACUGCGGCGGGACGGAAGGUGAGUCGAUCGUAAAGUGGGAGGUUGAAAAUCCCCGAACCGAGGAGUUCAACGUCGUCGCUGCAAAUGCGAGGGCCUACACGGUGAAGAGGGCGGACGCGAACAAGAUGCUCAAGGUGACCUACACUCCCGUGCGCAGUGACGGCGACCAGGGCGCCCCCAAGACGCGCAUGGUGCAGGUGAAGGGACAGAGAGACACGUCAGCGGCAGUGGCGCCUCGGGCGGCUGCUUUACCGACUAUAUCAAUGUCCUUGACGUCGUCGACGCAGAUGUCGCUCACGUCAUCCGAGGAGUCGAGCACGAGUAUCUCGCUUCAUGAAGUCUCCCCCUAG